AUGGCCCAGUCCCUGUGCCCGCCGCUCUCCGAGUCCUGGCUCCUCUUCCCGGGUUGGGGCCCGCCUCGGCCUCCGCCGCCCUCCGACAGGGACUGCGGCUGCUCCCCCGCCUCGUCCCCGGACUCCUGGGGCAGCGUCCCGGCCGGCAGCCCCGAGCUGAGCCCCGGACGGCCCGGCACCCACGCGGCCGCCGGGGCCCGGGGCGCAGGGAGGCGCGGCGCGCGCAGCAGCCGCCUGGGCUCCGGGCAGCGGCAGAGCGCCAGCGAGCGCGAGAAGCUGCGCAUGCGCACGCUCGCCCGCGCCCUGCACGAGCUGCGCCGCUUUCUGCCGCCGUCCGUGGCGCCCGCCGGCCAGAGCCUCACCAAGAUCGAGACGCUGCGCCUGGCCAUCCGCUACAUCGGCCACCUGUCGGCGGUGCUGGGCCUCAGCGAGGAGAGCCUGCAGCGCCGGCGCCGGCGGCGCAGCGACGCGGCGGUGCCUCGGGGCUGCCCGCUCUGCCCCGACGGCGGCCCCGCGCAGACGCAGGUGCGGGUGGAGGCGCGCGCCCAGCUUCUGGGCUCAGCCGCCAGCCCCUCCGCGUCCUGGGGGUCCCCGCCGGCCUGUCUCGGAGAACUAGCGGCGCCGCAGCCGCGCGACCCGCCAGUGCUUUAUGACGAGGCGGCGUGUUCGGAAUCGCAGGCAAUGGAGCCGAGCCCCUCGUCUCCGCUCUUUCCCAGCGACGUGCUGUCCCUGCUGGAGACCUGGAUGCCCCUCUCGCCCCUGGAGUGGCCACCGGCCUGAGUCGAAGUGACGACGUACAAUUGGCGCCCUGUGAGCAUCGAGGCCCUUUUGGCUUUCAGCACCUUCAAAACGGCCCCUCUCCAGACUCCCUUUCCUAGGAGAGGGCACCUGCGAUACUGGCAUGGGCAUUCCUGAGAGCGAGAGCCCGUCCCCACCCAAGACAACUCUCCCCAGCCCCUCCGGCAAUGGAGGAACCCAUACGUUGACCCUUGGAGGCAGGCAGGGGGCGCCUGCCUACUAUGUAUUUAUUUAUUUGUGAAUAAACUGUGCUGGUGUCAGUUGA
Molecule: messenger RNA, 1063 nt
Organism: Lynx canadensis (Canada lynx)
Lineage: Eukaryota; Metazoa; Chordata; Mammalia; Carnivora; Felidae
Gene: MESP1
Product: mesoderm posterior bHLH transcription factor 1
Exons: 2
Coding region: 1-780 (259 amino acids)
Biological process (GO): somite rostral/caudal axis specification; heart morphogenesis; mesoderm formation
Cellular component (GO): nucleus
Molecular function (GO): DNA-binding transcription factor activity, RNA polymerase II-specific; protein dimerization activity; RNA polymerase II cis-regulatory region sequence-specific DNA binding
Source: RefSeq, a predicted model, not a curated record